This is a messenger RNA of Syngnathoides biaculeatus (alligator pipefish), 6299 nucleotides long. Its product is annotated as ligand-dependent corepressor. Gene Ontology annotation, cellular component: nucleus. Gene Ontology annotation, molecular function: DNA binding. The record is from RefSeq and is a predicted model, not a curated record. NCBI's taxonomy places the organism in Eukaryota, Metazoa, Chordata, Actinopteri, Syngnathiformes, Syngnathidae. Bases 67 to 5217 code for a protein of 1716 amino acids. Gene Ontology annotation, biological process: regulation of transcription by RNA polymerase II. The transcript has 7 exons.
GCGUCCACGAGUUCACUGCUUCCUCUCGGCGUGCGCGUGCCCGCCGCCGGAGAAGAACGACAGAAAAUGGCGAGUCAGUGUAAAAGGCAGCAAUGCUCCAUCGACAGGCGCGGCUUUCGGCAAGAACUUGACUCAUGGCGGCACAAACUCAUCCAUUGUGUAGGUUUUGAGAGCAUUCUGGAAGGUCUGUUUGGCACAGAGCUGGUAGAAGACCUACAAUUAUUCAAGGAUUUAGAACCUGUACCAGUGUCUGAUUGGUCUUUUGAUGAAAAUUGUUUGUUCUGCUGUUUUAGAAGAGAUAAAGUUAAGGAACACUUGAUUGGCUUAAGUCGUGACGAGACUCGACAAGAUCCACUCAAACCUCUUGUGGCGAAAGAUCAGACCACCAUCAGCAAAUUAGAGAGGCAAGCAGAGGAAUUUCUCAAUGCAGUCCUCUGUAAUAAAGAUGUGCCAAGUUUCUCCGAUCCACACAUCCCAGUAGUGGCGCGAGAGAUCCUCCAGAAAAUGAUCAGACAGUUUGCCGCCGAAUAUACCUCAAAAACCAGCUCUCCUCAGGAUAGUGGCUCUGCCCCUCAGCCAAGCUAUGACCAAAGCCCACAACCCCAAGCUCUGACUUCUGGGGCUCCACCUAGCAGCCCCGCCACCACUGUAGCAGGGCCCGCACACAGCCACAACCCCGUCCUCAGCCAACUCCUUAUGGCCGACCAAGAGGCCCCUCUUGACCUCACCAUCAAAAAGACCUUGUCUGAGCCCAGUGAACAAGAGGGAGUCCUUGACCUGUCCAUCAAAAAGAGCCGCCAGAGCAGCAACAGCUUGCCGGCUCCUAGUCCACGCCUUUCACCUAAGGUUUCCAUGAUCAAAGGUGAGUGUCAAGACAUGCACAUUACAAAGGCAAAAGAAAUCCAGUCCACCUCAACACUGGAACAGUUCAUGGCCAAACUCUGCCGUCACCACCAGAGAACAAUUGUCGACGCUAUAGGUUUCCUUCAGAUGGAGGUUGCAGCCUCUAAGAUGCGACAAAGUAGUGACUCUGGAAUCCAAGAAGCAACAUGCUCCAUUCCAAAAUCUGAUACGGUCGCAUCUGAGACGUCUUCUUCGGAGCACGACUUCCCUAGUGAAUCAAGGCCAAUGUUUCAGGUCUUGGACAUGUCUUGUUCAAUCCAAAGCAAUAGGAUCACAAAAAGAUUUCUUGAGAAUGUGGUUCCGUUGACAACAUCUGCUCAUGCCACCCCCGCGUUGGAGCGUCAUAAUUCUGGGUCAGCGAGCACCAAGGCCUCUAUCCCUGUAGACACUGAGAACAACCGUCAUGGCGAUCAUGUACCUCUUAAGAUGAAAAUCAUGAAAAGCAGUAAUGUUGCUGCUGGUAAGAAGUUAUCGUGUGUGCUAACAACCUCACUUACAUCUGACAGUGACUCCAAUUUGGAGGACAAACCAAGUUCACUUAACAGAACAGACACUCACGCUAGACUCAUCUCAUCUCUAAACAGGCAAAAUCAGAUAAAUCAGGUUCAUCAUCCAAUGCAGAGGGGAGCUACGUGGCAGGGCAAGGGAGUAUCAACUAAACAGUUUUCAGUUCCUGUGGCUUUUGCCACAGAUUCACCAAGAACUGCCAGGAAGACCAUCCGGCCGGCCACUCUUCAACACACUAGACCUGCCCCUUACAAGACAGUUGAUCCUGAUCUUGGCCACUGUGACAUUGUUUACAUUGAUAAACCAAUUACAGAGUGUUAUAAAGAGCAACGCAAUUUGAUUCCCCGUCGCAAUGCUAGAAAAAGCACCAGGGGACAUUUAUAUUCAGAUGAAAUUUGGGAGUUAAAGACCGUCCGCACAUUGGCGGGCAGGGGUAACUGUCUUAAUCGGAUGCCAGAGUUGAUUACACUUGUUACCCCCAAGCAAAUUCUUUCCAAGCCCGAAGGGGUACCCCCAGUGGAUAUGCCUUUUGCUGGCACGUGUAGAGAGACGAUAAAUGAGGGGAUGCCUUCAGAAAAGUCAGAUGAGAGUAUAGUACCAGGAACAGGAGAUAUGGUUGAAGUGGCAGCCAAUGAAGUAGAAACAUUAGUUGUAGUAGAAACUAGUCAGACAGAUCAGGUUCAGAGCAAGUUAGAGAACCUCUUACCCAUGAUGAACUCUGUAACAGAAAACAGAAUACCAGAUCACACAACAAAUAUCAGCACGAACGAUCAGCCACUCCAGUUAGACCAGGAUGAGCUUUCUGUCAAGAAAAGGAGUGAAAGUGAGGAAAGUGUAGCACAUUCUUCAUUUGAAGUGGAAAAGGAGAAUGAGCCUGAAUCUGAAAAGAACGAGUCCGCUGGUCAAGUAAUGUCAGAAAGAGCUGAAGAACAAUCAGAGAAAAUCGGCCCGCCGAAAGCUGAAUCUCAGAUUUCAUCACAUAAAAUACAGAGCAGUGAGGCGGACACCCUCAAUACAAGGACACAAUCAUCCAUAAAUCAUGCCGAGAACCAAAAGACUGAAAAGGAUAUGGGAGAGGAGAGACCUCAGGAACCACAGCAAGGGAUACACUCUGAAGAGACGGGAAAGUCCAACAACUCUGGUUCAUCUGAUGACCAAAUAUUGAGUGAGCUAGAAAGGCCAACAGCUGUCGUUGAAAAUUUUGUGCCUUUGACAACAUUAGAAGAACAGGAUGAUACAUACGAUAUUUCUUUGAAGACACUUGAUACUCUCUUAAAGGAAUUACCUCCGUGGCGAAGAAAAAAAGGCAGUAUUAUCUCGCUCCCAAAGAGGUUACAACAGGCAAAGACGAUAAUCGUGGGCUACGUCAAUGGGAGACCUAUAUCAGCCUCCGACAGAAGUCUGCGUCAUAGAGCAAACGCCAGUAGCACCUCUUCAUCAAAAAGGUCAGUGAAACAAAGAAAAAGAAAACAGAAACAAGUUCAGUUUGUCUCAACUGAAAUCAAGAAUUUGGUGAAAAAUACAUCUGAAACUGAGAUUCCUGCAGAACCAAUUGUGAACGCACCCAAUGGCCCACAAGUUUCAUCUUCUGACGUACCAGAAAGCUCAAAAGUUGAAGUCUCACCAAAAUCCAAACCAAUCCAGCAACACAAGGUUGGUCGACAAGAUGAACAAACUGAAAAGAAACGACAGCUAAGAUCAGCUAUCCAGAAAGCAGACGAAACCCUUGAAUUAGCACCUUCUUCAUCUGUAGUCCCAUCCAUUACACCUCUAAAACCAAGUCCUAACCCUGCUUCUCCAGAACCACCUUCUUUGUCUCUUCCUCCUUUAUCAGAGUCGUCUCAACCUGUAAUCCCUGUCCAAACGGCACCGGUGAAGUUAAGCACUGAACAAACUCAAUCAGAAAUUCCAAGUUUGUCAAUCAGACAAAAGCUCAGCUCUUCAAAUGUGGGAGGACAGGAAAGUGAAAAUGUAAAUCAGCAGUUUAGUGUAGAGUUAACUACUCCAAUGGAGGAUAAGGCUUCACCUAAGACUGAAACACCAACACAUGAAACAAGAGCAAAACGCGUUCUUAGACUGGAGCCAAUGACACAGAAAGCAAAGGUAUUAUCUUCAGAUGACAAUUCUGGAAGUUCCCUUCUUAACGGCGCUUGUGGAGUAGACAACCUCACAAGAAUGCCAUUAAGGAGUGAGAGUAGCAAGGCUGAACAGUGCCCUCAACCCACCCCUCAAUCCCUACUCGACAAGAAGCUUUCUUUGCGUUCCCAAAGGUUGUCUUCACCCACCGCCAGUGCUCUCUCUCUAUCCGGAAAGCACACUGAAGUGGCAUCACUGCCCAGAACACCUCCUGAGAAAAUAAUGAAAACUCAAAUGAAAGUCCCUUCUUUACCGACUGCAUUAUCAGCCCCCGUAAUGGGACCGAGACACCAGCUGCGCAAACAGACCAACAAGUUCUUAGAAUCACUGACGAGAGAAGAAAAUCAACAGCUGCUUACUAACUUGAACCUCAAAUAUGAUAAGAUGCAGAAAGGCUGGCUGCAAAUGGACAGAGAUGGCCAGACAGCAACUAAAUAUAAAAACAAAGCAGACAGACAAGCCGCUAUAUGGAAAAGUAAACGUAGGGCCCGCAAGCAAAAGUCUUUGGAGCACCAGAAGUGCUCACCAGUGCAAAUGCUCUUCAUGAAGGACUUCAAUCUUUCAAGUAUUUGUCGCUGGUUCCUGGAGUCAACCGAAACAAAGUCUCUCAUCAUUGUUAAGAAAGUAAACACGCGUCUUCCAUCUGAAACUCAGCUGUGCUUUCACAGCUCGUCCAGUGGAUCAGGAGCCUCUCAGGGUGUUUUUCCGAGCUUACAAGCAGAGCGCUUAAAGAAACAUCUCAAAAAGUUUGCCAUCACAUCUCCCGUGAAGAGCAACCCCAAAAGUCAGAAGCUGAUAGCUAAAACUCUGGAACAGGAGAUGACCUCAGUCAAGGGCAAAGAGAGGCGAGAAGCUCCGAGUGCUGCUCACAUGUUCAAUCGGUCGGAUGUCAGUGUUGACGCUCGGGGACACUGUGAGCCCCAGAAAGCUCCUGGCAAGCCUAAGAAUCCGGCGAGUGCCAGAAUUUUGAGGAAAUACUCCAACAUCAGAGAGAAGAUGCAGGUUCAGCAAACCAAUGUUCGACUCAAAAGUGUCUCCAAAAGCUUAAAGGCUAACAGUUUGAAAAGACUUCCCACAGAAUCUGUUGUUCAGUCAACUGUCAAGCCUCCUGUGAGGGCGGCCAAAAUACCCCGACUUGUUGCUAAGGCCACCAAAGUGUCCAAGUUGGGAGGAAGGAAAACAUUUGUGAGAAAAAGGGUGAUGAAACAUCGAGCUAGCAAAGCUCAGAACGUCAGUCGGGUAACGAGGUGUUCGCAGCGACUGAGUUCUGCGGUCGGCUUGUCAAAAAGCAAAGCGGACAAAAAACCAUCGGAUGUUGAAAGGGAUGUGCAAAAAGUCGGCUUGAGCAAACUGAUUGCUGGGAAAUGUCAAACGAACGACUCACCACAUCGACGAGACAUCAAAGACGCCCCCGAGGCCACCGUACAAAGUGCGGACGUGAAGCCUCUGAGCGUUCCUGAUCAGGUGUUGACAAGGUCCCAGAGCAAAAUAGAAGCGGUUGCGAAGAGGCCCAAGAUUGGCAAGGAAAAAGCAGCUCGCAGGCCCGGCAGGAAGGCUGCGGACAAGAGAAGGAAAGGCGCCGUGAAGAGAAGUCGCUCUGCCAUGUUGUCACGAACCAGAUCUCAGGAGCUCCUGGCGACUCCCGCUAAGCGCACCAGGACGUCCAGGUGAUGGUCGAGAUCUUUGAUUUGGAACAUGUGGAAAAUAUGACCUCACCAAAGUGGGUUUGCAGAUGGCCUUUGGUAAAGCUUUGAGGGGACAAAAUGCAAAUGCAAUGGCUUGCUGGGCGGCAGCUCGGCGCUUCAGGGACUGCACACGGACCACAGCGGCUUUAACUUUUUUUUUUUUUUUUUGGAGUCUUCUGACAUGACCGAACAGGACAAAAACCUCAUCAUUUACAUUUUUUGGUCUCUGUGGCAACCAGGUGACACUAAACCUCUUUCCAUCCAUCGUCUUUACCCGUCAAAUAAAAACUUUGCAUCGCGCGUUGGGAUCGCAGCCGUAGGCCGUGUGACUGUCGUGACCAGGUGCCUUAUUUAUGAAGUUGAAGAAUGUUUCCUUUUUGUGCAUAAUCGGAAAAUCAAGUGUAUGCAAAUAAUCAUGUUAUCUUGGCUGACAGAUGUAUUUUUCUAUGCCCACUUCAUCAGCAUUAACUUUAUUGUAGUUGCAUUAAGUAUUUAGUAUUUGAUUUUGUUCUCGGACCUUGACUUAUGCCAAGAUCCAUCGUAGUCCAGAACAAACAAGCCUGCCAGGAAAUUGCCGAACCACCGGGGGUGUGUUUAUUUCAGGAAGCCCGAGGAGCAUUAAAAGCACAUUCCAGGCUGGUGAAAUCAUAUUUAACACUUUUUUAUUACAUCCAUUUUCAUCAUCCUCAACGUUGUAAUGUGAAGCUACACUAUUAAUACCAUUUUUAGCACUGUUCCUAUUUCAGUCUGGUCUCUCCCUCACAUGUAUUGUAAGUGAAGACCUUGUCACCCCCCCCCCACACACACUUUUUAUUAUUAUUGUUAUUUAAGUGCUGUGCAUCACCUCCUUAAUGUAGCCCAUCUGAAACAGUCCACCAAAUAUUCAAACUUGAACAUGUUUAUUCUCUUGCUAUUUAAAUAUUUUGGUUUUUGUAUAAUAGACAGAGAGAAGUGCUUUAUUUGUGGUAAUCUCAAGAAUGAAUGGUGCUUAUGUUAAGAUGGUUGUAUUUUUGCUGAAGAUGACAUAAAGAUGGCUGAAUUUUUUUUUUCUUCCUUUCCAUCCCAAAA